Messenger RNA from Malassezia japonica, 1728 nucleotides. RefSeq lists its product as uncharacterized. The transcript has 3 exons. Gene Ontology annotation, cellular component: Golgi apparatus. Gene Ontology annotation, molecular function: small GTPase binding. Lineage: Eukaryota; Fungi; Basidiomycota; Malasseziomycetes; Malasseziales; Malasseziaceae. Gene Ontology annotation, biological process: Golgi organization; endoplasmic reticulum to Golgi vesicle-mediated transport. The record is from RefSeq and is a predicted model, not a curated record. Bases 1 to 1728 code for a protein of 575 amino acids.
AUGGCGGAGAUGAUGGAGGAGAAGCGCGUCGCCGGUGCGGAUGCUCGCCCCGCCGACGCUGCCACGCAGCCGGAGCAUGUUGAUGACCAAGACACCUCGACGUUGGCCCAAGAUAUGAACGAAUUGGACGUGAAUACGCAGUCAGCCGACCCAUCCUAUCUACGUGAAGAGCUCGCGCGUGUCCAAGAGGAGCGCGAUGCCUUUGAAUCUCAAUACAAUAACCUCCUGGAGAAGUUGGCGCACAUGCGGACCACCGUCGGCGAGCGCCUGCGCCAGGACGCCGAGGAGCUCGAUCGGAGAGAGCAGCAAAUUGAGCGGCUUACCUCACAGGUCGGUGACUACGAAUCUGCGUCAGUCACGCUCAAAGAUGAGCUGGUCGCCUCGAAUGCCGAGAACGAGCGCAUGACCGAGGAGCUCGACAAGCUGCGGGGCGAGAUGUCCAAGUCGGUCACACUCAACGAUCCCGCCGACUUUGAUCGUCUCGAGGCGCGGUGCCGCGAGCUGCAAGAGAUUGUGGAUGGACAGCGUGUCGAUCUGGACCGCUGGGAGAGCGCCCUGAUGGAGGAGCGGUCGUGGAAAGAAGGGCUCGAGGCCCAGGUCCAGCGCACGGAAUCCGCGCUGCAGCAUGCCAGAGAGCGCGAGAUGGAGCUGCAGAGCACCGUUGAGCAAGAGAAGCGCGUCGCGCGCCAGCUGCAGCAGGCCCUCGAAGAGUUCCAGCUAGCGCAAGAGCGCGAUGUUCAGCGGACUGUCGGCGAGAUGCAGAACCAAGUCGACAAGGCCGAGUCGGAGCUAGAGACCUACAAACUGCGUCUGCACGAUACCGAGGCCCAGCUUAAUGCGGCGCAGGAAGCCACCAGCAAGUGCGAGGCGCUGGAGCGCGAGGUGAAAGAGAAAAACCUAUUUAUCGGCAAGCUGCGGCACGAAGCCGUGAUCCUCAACGAGCAUCUCACAGAGUCCCUGCGCCAGAUCCGGCGAGAGUCGUCCGAGGCGCUCGUCGACCGCCGGCUGGUGACCAACCUCGUGCUGCAGUUCCUCUCCUUCCCUCGUGCAGAUACCAAGCGCUUCGAGGUCCUGAAGCUCAUGGCCUCCGUCCUCCAGUGGGACGACGAGCAGCGCGAAAAGGCGGGCCUUCAGCGCAACCAGGACCGCGGCGGCGGGUACCGCCUCUUUGGCUUUGGGUCGUCCCAAAAGGCGCCGCAGUCUCCGGCGCCCAGCGGCGGCGCAGGCGACGAGGCCGCCGUUACCAAGCGCGACGGCAAGGACGUCAACGCCGAGGUCUACCUCAUCCGUCACGGUGAGAAGAUCGACGACGACCACACCGGUCUCUCGCCCCGCGGUGAGGAGCGUGCCGACUGUGUCGCCGACCUCUUCUCGCAGGGUGACCUGAAGGUGGACGCCAUCAUCACCCAGGACUACAAGUCGAACGGCAAGCGCAUCCGCCCCUACGACACCGUCAAGGGCCUCGCCGACCGCCUCGGCCUCACCAUCGACCACCACUGCGACCGUGACGAUCAGGACUGCGCCGCGAAGACCAUCUCGAAGGCCGCCGACAACGGUGCGCAGAAGAUCCUUGUCUGCUGGGAGCACGACGCGCUCUCGGACAUUGCCAAGGCCAUCGGCGUCAAGGGCCUCGACUACCCCUCGGAGCGCUUCGACCUUGUCUGGGAGAUUGACAACGGCAAGCUCACCAAGCAGUUCUCGGAGGAGUGCCCCAACCUCGACAACUAA